AGGGUCAGUGGAUGUCAGUGAUGUUGGACAGACUUCAGAGAGCAAAGAACCUUCCUCCUCUCAGAGUGAAGGUAAAGCUGCUGUAUUCUCUGGUAUGUAUGGAAGCCCUGAAAGACCAUGUGUAGUUUUUAUAUUUGAAAAAAAAUCUAUUGUAAGUAAGUUUUAUUUUCUAUGUGAGACACUGUGUCUCUAUUAUAACUGAUACAAAUAUUAUCUGCCCAUUAAAUUGCCGUUAUCAGUCGUUGUAAUGCUGAGUUUGUUUGGCCCAUCAAUCCACCCCAAACCUUAUACUGCACCCUACUGAGUCACUUAUGAGGUAGCGUACUACUCAUACUACCUCACAUCUACACACGUGGACAAAAUUGUUGGUACCCUUCCAUUAAAGAAAGAAAAACCCACAAUGGUCACUGAAAUAACUUGAA
Messenger RNA from Morone saxatilis (striped sea-bass), 422 nucleotides. Its product is annotated as NACHT, LRR and PYD domains-containing protein 6-like. Lineage: Eukaryota; Metazoa; Chordata; Actinopteri; Moronidae. The record is from RefSeq and is a predicted model, not a curated record.